Ostreococcus tauri is the source of this 1368-nucleotide messenger RNA. Its product is annotated as unnamed product. The record is from RefSeq and is a predicted model, not a curated record. The transcript has a single exon. NCBI's taxonomy places the organism in Eukaryota, Viridiplantae, Chlorophyta, Mamiellophyceae, Mamiellales, Bathycoccaceae. Bases 1 to 1368 code for a protein of 455 amino acids.
AUGGCGCGACGGACGCGCGACGUCGCGGCCGUGGCCCGAUGGUCGCCCGCGCGUCGACGUCUUCCGCGCCUCGCGCGCGCGCGUGGACGGCGACGGGUCGACGCGCGCGUGGACGCGCCGGACGAUGACUCGGCCGCGACGUCGCAAUUCUUGCGACUGGUGCGAGAUGACGAGGAUGGGACGUGGGCGUUACAGAGCGCCACCGUGACGCUGCGCCCGCGAUUGGGCGCGCGCGCGACCGCGUCGACGUCGGGAAGGGGAAGAGAGCUCAAGGUGUGCGCGCUGGUGCAUUACGGGGGAGAGGAGUAUUACAGAGGCGUCUCGCGCGACUUCGCGGCGCGCGAACGCGAGGGUGCGGCGACGCUGGUGGAGUUGAUCACGUCGAGGGCGAAUUUGAUCGAUGGAAGCGUGGAUGGGCGUGGGGUUAAAUUGUUCAGGUUGGGGACGGAGUUGGGGCCGACGGCGGAGGCGAAGGCGCUGGCGGCGGCGCACGGAUUAUCGGCGCAGUUGGACGUCUUGGACGCGCGAGAGAACGGAUGGUUCAUCGCAGACGUCACGCGAGAGGAAUUGAUCGCGCUUCGCGAGGAGGCGGGAGAGCUCGCCGGGGGUGGCGGGAAGGCGAAGACGGCGGUGGCGACGCUGCCGCCGGCGCUGGAGGCGAUGGCGGUGACGGCGUUUGGACGCUCAGGCGCGAGAGAUCCCGCGAGGUUGUUCACGCGAUUGAGCUGUUGGCUCGUGCCGUGUCCCGAGGCUCACUUGCUGUUGCUCGAUUGGGUAUGGGCCGGCGGACGGCCGUCCAACGUCUUGGGCGCCAUGGUGGACUGUUGCGCGAACGGCGAUUUGCUCUCGGCGCGCAGGUUAGCAUUCGCGCAGAUGAUCGUCAGCGCGCAGGCGCGCGGACCCGCCGGCGGUGGGUCGGAUGAACCAGUUCUCGUCGCUCGACGAAACGAUGUCGCGAUCGACGGGGUGAGGAAAGCGUUCAACGCCCCCGAAAUCGAUCGCGUCAACCUCUUGUACGGAGGUUUGCACGCGCCCGGAUUAGUCAAAUGCGCCCGCGAUAAGUUAGACAUGGACGUCGUCGACGUCGAGUGGCGAGACGCCUGGAGAGUUCGCCCGCCAGCGAACGCAUCGCCCCUUCGUUACGCCAUCAUCCCGCUUCUUCUCGGGAUAGACGGCACGGAUUGGGCGCAGACGCUCCACGACGCCGUCGUCCUCGGCCCGCGCGCCGGCGUCCUCUCCGUCUUCCUCUACAUCGUCCGCCACGGCGCGCUGUACUACGCCCUCGGUAAGUGGCUCCUCGAGUGGAACCGCCAAUUAUUCGACGCCGACGUCGGGCCUUCGCCCGCUAGCGUCGAUAGGACCGCGUAG